Messenger RNA from Microthlaspi erraticum, 1245 nucleotides. The record is from the annotation of a GenBank genome assembly. NCBI's taxonomy places the organism in Eukaryota, Viridiplantae, Streptophyta, Magnoliopsida, Brassicales, Brassicaceae.
AUGCAGAAAGAGAGCUUGGAUUCAGAUGUCAUUCUCAGUAUAACUGAGUAUCUCUCCAAACAUGGCUAUGAAAAAAUAGCCAAUGACCUCAAAGCAGAAGCAAAAAUCAAGGCUGGUAAUGCAGACAAAGAUGAUUGUUUUCCUCAGCCGGUCCAACCACUUCUUUCGAAUCCGCUACUCACGAAAUUCACUGGAACAAAAUUUACUCCAGGCCCUUCUGUUCUCGCCAAUCCGUUAUUUCUGUUGUUACAGAAUAUGGACUCAAGUACCGAGAAAGAUGAUGUGAUAAGUUUCUUCAAAGAAGGCGCCGGUGUUACUGUUAAACCUGAAGCUAUAACUCUCGUAGUCAAAGGACCCGAAAAGAAUACCUGCUCCUCUGUUGAAUUGCCUGGGUUUGAAGGCAUAGCAACAAAAGCAGGCCAGGUUAAGUUCGAAUCUUGGGAGCUUACAAAGAAGGCAAUGGGCUUGCAUGGCAAGUUUAUGAAAGUUCGUGGUGUUGCUAUACAACGAAGGAAUGAUGCUGGUAUGGGUCGUCAUGUUUAUAUCAGCUUAGCUGUAAACGAUCUGCGAACAGUGUGUGCUUAUGGAUUCAAGAAAAACGAGCAUGGAGCACGUGAGGCCGUGGACAGAGAAACGAUUAGAGAGAUGGUCAGUGAAGAAGAUGGCAUUGAGAUCAUCAGUAGCAUUUCUCCAGAGGACGCAAUGAUGGAAUACUAUCUGCUUCGAAUGUCUGAAAUCGUUGCAUUCAAAUUCAGACAAGAAGGAGGAAAGGUGAUCGUGCGGGGAAACUGUUCUGUUAUUCUCAGUGCGUCUGGGAAGGCAAUUUGCAAACUAAGUGAAGUCUUAGGUGAAUCAUUAUCGCCGCACCAUAAGAGAUUGCUGCAGUGCCUUGUCACUGAAAUUCCUGGACGUUUAUGGGAGGGAAGGGAUGCUCUUCUGGAUGCCCUAGGUGCUCUUUCAGUCUCUUGCCACGAGGCAAUAACUAAAGAGGAUCCAACAACUCCCACUACCAUCUUGAGCCUCAUCUGUUCUGCAUGCAAAAAAAAACUCAAGAAAUAUCGUGAGUCAGCCUUUUCUUGUCUAGACAAGGUCAUAAUAGCUUUUGGCGAUCCAGAAUUUUUCAAUACUGUUUUCCCUAUGCUAUAUGAGAUGUGUAAGACUGCCUCUGUCAGAACGAGCUCUCAAGCUCUGUCAGCAAGUGAUGCCGUCAAAACAGGUUGUUACACGAUGAGUCCUAUACUUUGA